This is a messenger RNA of Blumeria graminis f. sp. triticale, 960 nucleotides long. The record is from the annotation of a GenBank genome assembly. NCBI's taxonomy places the organism in Eukaryota, Fungi, Ascomycota, Leotiomycetes, Helotiales, Erysiphaceae.
AUGUCGAUUAUGUGGAAGAAGCAGACGGGACUGCUAAUAACAUGCGGUUGUAGCCGACAUCCUCUCCAUAGCAGGGGAAUGAAUUCUAAGGCGUCAUUACUUUCACCACAGACAAAAUCUCAACAGCAACAUUACCGCUUGUAUGCCACCAGCUCUGUUCACCAUAACAAGCAUGAUCGAAAUACUCUUCACUGGCCAGAAACAACAUCAGCUAAUAAACUGCCUACACCAUAUGAAAUCUUCAACCAAAAAAAAUAUAUGCCCUAUUCAAAGCAAAGAUUUUACGAACUAGUAAAACUAUACCAUCCCGAUCGACAUAGCUUGGAUACGAAGGUCAGAGGCCUGUCGCGUGAAACGAAACUUGAGAGGUAUAGGUUGGUAAUUGCUGCCAAUAAUAUCCUUGUUGAUCCUAUCCGACGAAGCGCUUAUGAUCGCUACGGAGCUGGCUGGAAUGGGCAAAUUGAACCCCCCCAACGUGAUAAUUGGGACAGCGGCCCGAACUCGACUAGUAGUGAUGGAGGAUGGAAUGGUGGGCCAAGCGGGCCUCAUCAAAAUGCAACAUGGGAGGAUUGGGAGAGAUGGCACGCACGAGAUGGAUCUCAAAACCCAAAUCUUGUCUCAAAUGCAGCUUUUGUAGGAAUAAUCUUAGUUUUUGCAUUUUUAGGGGGUCUGGGGCAAGCAUCUCGCGCCGGUAGCUUUUCCAUUAACUUCCUCGAGCAACGAGACGCUCUUCACCAUAGGAUUUCAAAAGAAUUGACACAGACAAAGAAGGAAUCUGUUGGAUACCAUUUUCAGGAAGAGAGGAUACAGAAAUUUAUGAAAAGUAGAGACCCAUACGGACAUAACACAAAUGAUGUACGAGAAAUAAACCUGAAACAGCUCUUGGAAUCACCCGAUAUUUGUUCCAAUAGGGACUAUCAGGGUCGACGAGAUAAUUAUAAUAAGAACAAUGAUCCCUAG